Messenger RNA from Arabis nemorensis, 1854 nucleotides. The record is from the annotation of a GenBank genome assembly. NCBI's taxonomy places the organism in Eukaryota, Viridiplantae, Streptophyta, Magnoliopsida, Brassicales, Brassicaceae.
AUGGCAACUGUGACUGCUUCUCACUUUGUGUCAAGAACCUCACUUGUCAGCAACCAUGGAGCUUCGGGCUCUGAAGCUAACGCCAAUCUGUUUCAGAUCACCUUGAAGUGUCAAUCCAUGACUCACUGUGGGUUAAGGUCUUUUAACAUAGUUGAUAGGCUUCAGAGGAGAUCUCAAGCUAAAGCUGUUUCUGCUAAAUCCUCAAAGGGAUCGCAACAGAACGCUUCUAAAGUUAAACAUGCUGGUAAGAUUGUGUGUGAGAAAGGGAUGUCUGUGGUCUUUAUUGGAGCUGAGGUUGGUCCAUGGAGCAAAACCGGUGGCCUUGGUGAUGUCCUCGGCGGUCUGCCUCCGGCUCUAGCUGCUAGAGGCCACCGUGUGAUGACGAUAUGCCCUCGGUAUGACCAAUACAAAGAUGCUUGGGACACUUGUGUCGUGGUUCAGAUCAAAGUUGGGGAUACAGUUGAGAAUGUCCGUUUCUUUCAUUGCUACAAACGAGGAGUUGAUCGUGUCUUUGUUGACCAUCCAAUCUUCCUUGCAAAGGUUAUGGGAAAAACAGGAUCCAAAAUCUAUGGCCCUGUUACUGGAGUAGACUACACUGACAACCAACUCCGGUUCAGUUUGUUGUGUCUGGCUGCUCUUGAGGCACCUCAGGUUCUGAACCUGAACAGCAGCAAGUAUUUCUCUGGACCAUAUGGGGAAGAUGUGGUCUUUGUUGCCAACGACUGGCACACUGCUCUCCUUCCGUGUUACCUCAAGUCUAUGUAUCAAUCACGCGGUGUCUACAUGAAUGCAAAGGUUGUCUUCUGCAUUCACAACAUAGCCUACCAGGGAAGAUUUGCCUUUGAAGACUAUUCUUUUCUCAAUUUGCCCAACAGCUUUAAGAGCUCUUUCGACUUCAUGGACGGGUAUGAAAAGCCGGUAAAAGGACGGAAGAUCAACUGGAUGAAGGCCGCUAUUCUGGAAGCAGAUCGUGUCUUAACAGUUAGUCCAUACUAUGCGCAAGAACUCAUCUCUGGAAUCGAUAGAGGCGUGGAAUUGCAUAAAUACCUUCGUAUGAAAACAGUAUCUGGAAUUAUUAAUGGAAUGGACGUUCAAGAAUGGAACCCAGCCACUGACAAGUACAUUGAUAUCAAAUACGAUAUUACCACGGUUACGGAUGCUAAGCCAUUGAUCAAAGAAGCACUUCAGGCUGCUGUUGGUCUUCCAGUGGACAGGGAUGUCCCAGUUAUCGGUUUCAUUGGGAGACUGGAAGAGCAAAAGGGCUCUGAUAUUCUAGUGGAAGCUAUUUCCAAGUUCAUUGGGCUCAAUGUUCAGAUGGUUAUCCUUGGAACCGGUAAGAAGAAGAUGGAGGCUCAGAUUCUGGAACUGGAAGAGAAAUUCCCAGGGAAAGCAGUUGGAGUAGCGAAAUUCAACGUGCCAUUGGCUCAUAUGAUCACUGCAGGAGCUGACUUCAUCAUUGUCCCGAGCAGGUUUGAGCCGUGUGGUCUCAUUCAGCUGCACGCAAUGAGAUAUGGAACAGUCCCUAUUGUGGCAUCUACUGGUGGACUUGUGGACACUGUUAAAGAUGGUUACACAGGUUUCCACAUUGGAAGAUUCAACGUGAAGUGUGAAGUUGUGGACCCAGAUGAUGUGAUUGCAACAGCAAAGGCUGUGGCUAGAGCCGUUGGAGUGUACGGAACAUCCGCCAUGAAAGAGAUGGUCAAGAACUGUAUGGACCAAGACUUCUCCUGGAAGGGACCUGCGAGAUUGUGGGAGAAGGUACUAUUGUCACUAGAUGUUUCCGGAAAUGAAGCUGGAAUCGACGACGGUGAAGAGAUUGCUCCUCUGGCGAAGGAGAACGUUGCGACGCCUUGA